Salarias fasciatus (jewelled blenny) is the source of this 3239-nucleotide messenger RNA. Its product is annotated as leucine zipper putative tumor suppressor 2 homolog. The record is from RefSeq and is a predicted model, not a curated record. Gene Ontology annotation, biological process: negative regulation of canonical Wnt signaling pathway; cell division. Bases 391 to 2469 code for a protein of 692 amino acids. Lineage: Eukaryota; Metazoa; Chordata; Actinopteri; Blenniiformes; Blenniidae. The transcript is spliced from 7 exons.
ACACACUGCAGGGAGGGGGAGCGCGCACGCUCCGAAACAACACACGCACUGCAGGAAGAGGCUGCACACACACACUCACGCACUCAACACAUACACUCAGAAACACACACGCUCAGAAAUACUCAGCCAAGUUGCGCGUUUGUGGACGAAAACUAUUGAAAAGAAAGAAAAAAAAGUCUCUUUGGACCCAGAUUUUCUUUCCCCAGACUGAGGACCAAACCCUCCGCUGUACAUGUCCGGGGGAACAGAGAGGCAGCGGGAAAAUGAAGAUCCCCUCACCGGAGUGAGCUCCUGCGAUGCUCAAGCGACCCGUAAUUGCUUUUGUAAGGCCCGCAGAAGCUAAGGACGGGGCGUCAUUGACAGACGGCGUUGCGCUGCUGAGCUGCCGACAUGGCGCUGGUUCAGGCUCUGCCCAUCUCUGCUGAGCCCCACAACCCCGGUCUCAGCGGAGGCGCUCGCAGACGGCGCCAAUCCGGCCCGUCACCCCCCCUCAACCCGCCACCGCCCACCACCGCUCUGGAUCCUAUGGGCUCUGUGGGGAGCCUCAUCAGCAGCCGUCCGGGUCUCUACCAGGACCAGCGGUCCGGCGUGGAGCUGGGGACUCGCGGCCACUGGCUUGGCUCCGACUCGCCUCAGGAUUCGCCGCUGCAGAGCGCCCCACCGCUGAGGAAUCAAAGCUGUACGGCGUCCGGCAGGGGGCUGGAGAAGGAGGGCGGGAACGGGAACUACACCUAUCUGAACCAGGAUUAUGUGGGCGACUGGAAUGACAACCAUGUGACGUCUGGCAGCCCGACGAGCGAGGCGGAUGAGACGAAAGAAGGGCUGGGUUUGAACGGGAAUGUGGGGGGGCCGCCUCCGAAGCUCAUCCCAGUGUCGGGAAAACUUGAGAAGAACAUGGAGAAAACAGUGCUCCGACCCACUGCCUUCAAACCAGUCAUUCCCAAGAGCCGCGCCUCCAUGCAGUAUCUCUCCCCUCGCCACUGUGCCAACGUAGCCGAAAGCCAAAACAACCUGAACUUGUUGAGCCCGGCUCACCGAGACGCGUCGCCCUCCUGCUCCGAGAGACGCAGCUCGUACAGCAGCGGGCGGAACGUUGGCGGCGGCGGCGGCAGCCAGUCCUGCUCGCUGUCCGACUCGGGCCGCAACUCCCUCUCCAGCCUGCCGCCCUACAGCGGCGCCAGCUACAGCCUGGCGUCCGGGGAGGCGGGGGCAGGACACGUGGAGCCAACAAAGAGCGCCCCUCUGGUCGGCACGCACGGACACUCCAACUCGGACAGCGGGCGCUCGUCCUCCAGCAAGAGCACGGGCUCGGGGUCGAUCAGCGGCCGCGGACAGCCGCUGUCGGACAGCGGGUCCGGCGGGCGCUCUCCCGGCCCGGUGGAGGGCUACGAAGGCGUGGUGAGGGACCUGGAGGACAAGCUGAGGGAGCGGGAGCUGGAGCUGCAGCAGCUCAGAGACAACCUGGACGAGAACGAGGCUGCGAUAUGUCAGGUUUAUGAGGAGAAGCAGAAGCGCUUCGAGCUGGAACUGGAGGAGUUGAGGCAGAGCUGCGCCACCAGGAUGCAGUCCGCCUCGCAGAAAGCCCAGCGAGCGCAGCAGGUGCUCCAGCUGCAGGUUUACCAGCUGCAGCAGGAGAAGAAGAAGCUGCAGGAGGACUUCGCUCAGCUUCUGAAGGAGCGAGAGCAGCUGGAGGAGCGAUGCACUUCUUAUGAGCACGAGAAGAUCCAGCUGGGGCCUCGGCUGGAGGAGACCAAAUGGGAGGUCUGCCAGAAGUCGGGAGAAAUCUCUCUGUUGAAGCAGCAGCUGAAGGAGGUGCAGGGCGAGCUGGCCCAGCGCGUGGGGGAGAUCGUCUCCCUGCGGGGUCAGCUCAGGGACACCCGCGGCGAGCUGACCAACGCCCAGGUGCAGCUGCAGGAGGCCAACGGCACGGCGCGCACUCGCACCCUGGAGCUGGAGGUGUGCGAGAACGAGCUGCAGCGCCGCAAGAGCGAGGCGGAGCUGCUCAGGGAGAAGGUGGGGCGCCUGGAGGGCGAGCUCUCCCACCUCAGAGACGCCCUGGCCAAUCAGGGCCCGGGAAACAGACAGUGCCAGGUGUUCCAGGAGGACGAGGAGCGCCUGCUGGCCUACGAGAGCGACGAGGCCAAGGCGCAGCGGCAGAGCGGCGGCGAGGCGCUGCAGAACAUGAAGGCGCAGAUGGACCGGAUGAGGUCCGAGCUGGCCUUCGAGCGGCAGAGGGCCGAGGAGCAGACGGGGAGCUUCGAGGAGGAGCGCAAGGUGUGGCAGGAGGAGAAGGACAAAGUGAUCCGCUACCAGAAGCAGCUGCAGCAGAACUACGUGCAGAUGUACCGCAGGAACCGAGAGCUGGAGCAGCUGCUGCAGGAGCUCAGUCUGGAGCUGGAGAGCCGAGAGGACGACGAAGGCAGCGGCAACGAGAUCAACUUCGAUGAGAUUGCUGCCACGGAAAUUUAAAUUUCACCCUCUGCUCCUUUUUUUUUUUCUUUUCCUUGCACUACUGUCAUCAAAGUCUAAUUCCCCGAAUCGUAUCACAAGUCUGUGCUGUCCAGAUGAAAACAAGCGGUUUGUUAACACGUUCCAUAGAUUUCAAAACAUGCAGCCAAACUACAUCUGACGAAGUCUCACUUAAAUCGCAGUUGAUCCAAUGUUUGCACUCCUCCGUCGUCGGUCGUGUCGGUGUUUGCGCUGACUGCACAUCAGUCUCAUUAGUUCAUGGGCCUCUUUCGCUGCAUGUAAAUAAAUAUCUUCUGCCAUCCUGUCGUCACCGUCCUCCGGUGUCACUCGUGACUCCGCCUCCCCUGCUGGCUUCAGCAUUUCACUCCCACUCCCGUGUUCGCAGUCGGCGCUCGUUAGCCGGCUCCAUUUGGACGAGGCCCACGCCGUCGUCGGUUGACAGUGAACGUGGGAUCCCACACAUUCAGCGUGUCAUGAGUGGAAGGCGUGAAUCAGAGCGAGGCGGAGACGAUGUGAACCGAGUCGUGUUCGCUCAGAACUACUCUGACCUUUCUGCAAACUGCAAAACCUAAUUAUCCAAACACACGUGGCACAAGAAAGCAAAUGUUUCCACUCUUCUGAUGUGAGUAGCAGCCAGGCGGCUGUAGUGGUUCGCCCUUCAUGCUCUGAAGGCUUGGAGGCCUUGAUGCACAGUGGUGGAGGAGCGUGCACGGACACCAUCCGAAGCAUCAUCCACCUUUGCAACACCUUCAGGCUUUAAUAUUAGUGGA